AAUUUAUCUUUCUUCUUAGUGUCCCUUUAUGAUCUCAAUUAGUAGAAAAUUGUUGCAUUCUCAUAUUUUGUACCAUAAUAACAUUGAUUCAGUUGAUCCAAUGGUUGAAGCAUUGUACCAAACACUUGUUCCAACAUCAAAACUUCCUUCUAUGCAUGCUCUUUAAAAUUCUUUCAACCUUGUAACAAUGGCUUCCACCACUUUUCACAACCACACAUAAACCCUCAAACUCCACACAUAUUCUGACUAUUCUACCGUUUCAACUUUUGAACAAAACUUUCUUCUCCAUGAUUGGCCACAGUUUCUUCAAUUCUCAAUUGGGUCACAGGAUUAUUUACUAUCUUGUGUACCUUUACUCAAAAUUCAACAUAAUGGGUAAUGCAACAAAGGUGUUUGAUGAAAUGAUUGUUAGGAACAUAACCACUUGGACUACCCUCAUGAAGGGAUAUUUGCUAAAUGGUGAUCUUGAACUUGUGUUUCGUGUUGCACGUGAUAUGUGCUUGCUUGGAGAGGUUUUCAAUGAGCACACUUGCUGUGUAGUUCUGCAGCCAUGUCGAUCACUGGAAGAUCGUGUUUAUGUGAGCAGGUUCAUGCUUCUGUUAUAAAAAAUGGGGUUUAGGAGAAUGUUGUUGUGGCCACUACUGGUUUCGAUGUACUCUAGAAGGGGCCAAUUGGGUUUUGCAGAGAAAGUGUUCAGUGAUAUAAGUGUUAAAGAUGCUUAAUGCAUAAAUUAUAUGAUUUUGGAAUAUAGCACGGCAGGUUUGGGAGAUAAGACAUUUAAGAACUUUGUAGAUAUUAUAAAAUCUGGGUUGAAACUGAGUGAUUAUACCUUUACGGAUUUGAUCAGUGCGAAUGAUUCAAGUAUAGCACUUGGCAUAAGGAAACAGCUACAUGGGCUUGUAGUUAAGUAUGGUUUUACGUGUGUUAAAGCUCUUGGAAAUGCUUUAAUUACAAUGUAUGGACAUCAUAAAAUGGUCAAAGAGGCUGAGAGUUUGUUGUUGAAAUGGAUGAGAGGUCUUUGAUUUCUUGGUCUGCUGUUUUAUCGGCAUUUGUUAAGAAUGGCUAUGCUAAUAGUUCCCUUGAGUUUUUCUUAAAUAUGCUUUGAAAUGAUGUGCCACUUGAUUCUGGUUGCUUUAGCAUUGCACUUGAUGGAUGUUCAGAGUGCAAUAAUUUGGAAUUUGGGCUUCAAAUUCAUGGACUUAUAGUAAAACUUGGUUAUGUCCUCGAUAUAAGCAGUGGAACUGCUUUGGUUGAUUUGAUUGCUAAAUGCGGAAGUUUGAAGUGUGCAAGAGUGGUUUUUGACAGGAUACCAGUGAAACUAUAGCUUCAUUUAAUGCCAUUCUAGUCGGAUACUUAUACUUGAAUUCAGAAAUAAAAGAUGAAGAAGAUCCUAUGGUAUUUUUGAGUAAACUAUGAUUCAAUGGCGUUACACCAGAUCGAGUAGCAUUUUACCGGCUUCUCAGUUUCUGCAAAUGAAGCAUGCAUAGGAGCUGGGAAGAGUCUUCAUGCUUACACUUUAAAAGUGAGACUUGAUGAUGAUACUGCUGUAGGCAAUGCUAUAAUUACAAUGUAUGCUAAAUAUGGCAUGGUUAAGGAUGCUUAUGAGAUAUUUACGUGUAUGACCGCGUGAUGUGGAAUGGUGAUGGAAACACUAUUAUUUCUCUAUUUGAGGAUAUGAAGAAAAAGGGAUUUGCACCUGAUGAGACUACAAUAUUAGCUGUUCUUCAAGGAUGUUGUUGUUACUCAGGUUUAUGGGAAACCGGGUUGUGCUUAAUCAAUGAAAUGGAGACUAAAUAUGGGAUCAGACCUGUAAUCGAACACUACUCUUCUAUGAUUGAUCUUUUAGGUCGAGCGGGAAAUCUAUCCAAAGCUGUCAAUAUCAUUGACAAGAGUCCAUUUCCUGAAUCACCGUUGCUUUGGAGGACUUUUGUCAAUGCUUGUAAGCUUUGUGGCGAUUUACAAUUUGGAAUGUGGGUUUUCAAUAAAUUACUUGAUUUAGCACCCUAUGAGGCCUCUUCUUACAUGUAUCGAAUAUGUAUGCUGAAGGUGAUAUGCAAGAAGAAGCUGCAAAGGGAAAAUCCAGAACAUGACCUGAAGGAGUUCAUGCAUUAUAAUCCACGAAAAUGAAAGCAGGGUACUGGAAUGCGUUCGAUGUGGCAUCAGUUCAAGUCUAUAGACAAGCAAGGAAGCAUGAGAUUAGAGGCAUUGUUCAACAUACUGUGAAGCCAAGUAAGAUGGAUAAAAAAUAUUUGUUUCUUGAGUGGCAAUAUGCUGAGAUUUAAUAUUUGUUUCUUGAAAUGUGAGCGACUCCAUCGAUACAAGAUUGGCAAAGUCGUCAGGUUAUGGACUUAAGAGCAUCUCCAACGCAGACUCUUACUCUGAUUCUUACAGCUAAGAAUUUAUUCAUGGUGAGUAACUAAGUAUUAUCAUUGGAGAGAGAGGGAUGAGGUAGUUGCCCACAUGUAAGAAUUGUUCUUACAAGACAAGUGAUUCUUAUACAUUAAAAAAAUUGAUUUCUCCAUAUUAAUAAUAGAAAUCUUAUAAAUUAAUUUUAUCAUUUGAGCAAAGAAUUCCAAAAAUUCUGAAAUAUAAUGUGGCAUAGAAAACAAAUCCAAUUGGAUUAAAGACUCUGAAAUGGUUCACUAUUGGAGGGUCUAUGUACUAAAUGCACCAUAGGAGAAAUAUAAACUUUAAGAAUGACACCUUGAACCUUUUUGGGAGUUUGGAGGAAUGACACCUUGAACCUUUUUGGGAGUUUGGAGGGGAGGUAAGAUGAGGGCUUUGGAGAGAGAAGAGGAGAGAGAAAGAGAGAGAAAUCUCCCACUUUAUUUUAGAGAGAAUGAUAAGUGUUUAUGAUUAAUAUAUUUUUAUUAUUGAGAGUAUUAUAAAUAGAUGCAAAUAAUUUAAAGAAUUAAUUGAAAU
Messenger RNA from Cicer arietinum (chickpea), 2922 nucleotides. RefSeq names its product pentatricopeptide repeat-containing protein At1g71490-like. Gene Ontology annotation, biological process: RNA modification. The record is from RefSeq and is a predicted model, not a curated record. Gene Ontology annotation, molecular function: protein binding; RNA binding. NCBI's taxonomy places the organism in Eukaryota, Viridiplantae, Streptophyta, Magnoliopsida, Fabales, Fabaceae.